UGACCGAGACAAGAAAACAAUAAAAAAGGUAGUAAGCCCAUUAAGAAAAGCUUAUACAAAGUAAAGUUUUAAGAAACCCUAAAUGGUACGUCUAGCUUAUAUCUCUAACUCCCUGUUGGCGGUUCAAACACGAGGUUAAAAAAGAUGAUGAAGAACGUGAAGAAGGCGACGCCAGAGUUGGCGACCUCUAAAACGAUCGUGUGGUGGGACAUGGACAGCUGUCCGCUCCCAAAUGGUUAUGACCCAAGUCGAGUCGGUCCGAGAAUAGACACAGAGUUGAAGAAUCAAGGUUACAAUGGUCCGCUCACCAUAAUUGGCAUUGGUAACCUGGAAGGAGUCCCUCAUGAUUUUCUGAAAGCGCUCUCUUCCGGUGGAGUCGUUAUUAAACAGCUUCCACUAGGAUCCGACAUGAUGAGCUGUGUGCGCCGUGCUUUGUUUUCGAGAGAACCUCGUUUUGAACCUCCCUUGUCAAUGAUGCUCAUAACUGCCGUCCAUGCCGAUCUAUUGGAAGAUAUCGUUUGCGUGUUUUUUAAUCGUGGCCCCCGUUACAAUCUUCUGCUGGCUUUUCCAGCCGUUACCGAACAUGCAGAUCCAGAGCCUCCAACCCUACUAGUCGACAACUUUGGUGGAGAGUGGGUCUGGGAUAGGCUUGGCUUACUGAAAGAUCCAGGGUCUGCCAACUAUGAUACCAGAAGACAGGACACAGGCUGUGAAUCGCAUUGUUGCGGAUUAUGCGAUGAUUUUUCUUCCGACAGCUUUGAUGAUUUCAAAGCCCACCUCGACAGUCCCCAACAUGCAGAUAAGAUGCGUGAGUAUCUUAGUUACCUUGCUGGGAGGUUUUAUCGGGUCUUAGAAAAUUUUGAGUCCGCCGUUAGGCUUCAAGAGUCUUAUCUUGCAAAAGUGGAGGCAAAAAGGCGAGAGUUUGUAACGUGGUUCGGCUUGGAUGAUUCUGAUGAUGAGGAUGAUACUCCCAAGCCUCAGAAGGGGAAAAAAUUCAAGGCCGCCCUUCUUUGCAAGUCUUCCUCUCUUAAGAAGAAGUCUACUGCCAAGCCCAAGAAGCCAUCAAAGUCAAAAAGGUUGGAAACUGCAGAAGAAGCCGAGUGUUCCCUUCCAAAGAAUGCUACUACCAUGUCCUCUUAGACAUAUAUGCCUGCUUUGUCUUAAUGAAAUAAUAUAGUUGUCUCUUCUUGUUGUUUUCAACUUUCUGCCUAGCUAAAUACUUUUAUAAACUCCUUGUUAAAUUUCAUCCAUAUCAACUCCUUUGUAAAGGGUGGGCAAACCAAUACCUUUCUAUUGCC
This is a messenger RNA of Brassica napus (rape), 1298 nucleotides long. RefSeq lists its product as uncharacterized. The record is from RefSeq and is a predicted model, not a curated record. The transcript is spliced from 8 exons. Gene Ontology annotation, cellular component: peroxisome. Bases 145 to 1140 code for a protein of 331 amino acids. Gene Ontology annotation, biological process: regulation of gene expression. Lineage: Eukaryota; Viridiplantae; Streptophyta; Magnoliopsida; Brassicales; Brassicaceae.